UGGAUGAGUCAAUCAAAAGUUGAUUGGAGGGCCUGGUUCGGCGAUCGAUUGACGGCGCUGGAGGAGCGGCUGAAAGAUGGCGUCUGGGGCAAUGGGGAAGGUCCCGGUCCCAGUAGAUGGGGAUUGGGAGGAGGAGGAGCAGCUGGUUGUGGUGGAGCUGUCAGGGAUCAUUGACCCAGACUUCCUAUUGAAGUGUAGGAAUGAGUGCAAGAUUGUGGGAAUAGACACUGAGCAGCCAAUUAUGCAGGUGGACAGAUGCGUAUUUGCUGGAGAGUAUGAAGAUGUGCUCGGAACGUGCGUGAUAUUUGAAGAGACGACUGAGCCAGAUCCUGAGUUGGAAGAUAAGCCAUCACUCAAGUACAAAUGCCAUACGGCAAAGAAGUUGUUGAUGAAGCGAACUUUCCUGAGUGAGAAGAAGGAAGGAGAAGAGAGCACAGGAGGGGUGGAGUAUUUGAAGAUCAAAGAAAAUGAUUUCACACGGAGAGCUGGUCUGAUUUGCAGCUUCCUCCCGAACCGCAGCAGUUCAAAGGAUGAUGGCAGCGGAGUGACCUCCGAGGGGGCCCUCAAUUCAUUGGCAGUGCAGGACAAGGAGCUGUCUAAUGCCAGCUCAGGCUCAGAGGGUGAGACCAGUGAUCGGGAGAGCGCAGAUCUAAGCCGAGAUCUGGAGACCUUCACAGACGAGCAUCCUGGUAUGGGCUGUGGGAUGACAUCUGAUGCUGACAAUACUAUAAUGGAAAUUGGGGAACUGAGCUCUAAUGAACACAAUGGCAAGUGAGCGGCGGUUUACUUCUCUUUUCCUACUGAGGGCGACAUUCCCAACCAUUUCUUUUCAUUGGAAAUCCCCCCCACCCCCCUUUUCCUGAAGUUGCCGUUGGUUGCUGCUUUCCCAGUCCCACAGGCACGAUACGUUACUUAACUGUGGUAGCUGAGACUGUGACUGUUGGCAGGCUAUGCGACGAUAAUGUAUGGGCAGUCUGUUCCUGUCCACAUGCGUGUGCAUACACUAGCAGGAGUGUGGUUAUGAACUGGAGACAACGCAAGAAACCUUAACAACACUUUAUUUGAAAUAUUUUUGAUAUUUUGUAGUUGGAUGGAAGAGUAUUUUGAAUUAAAUGGUAUAUAUUCAGUGUCAA
Messenger RNA from Carcharodon carcharias (great white shark), 1133 nucleotides. RefSeq names its product general transcription factor IIIC, polypeptide 6, alpha (gene gtf3c6). Lineage: Eukaryota; Metazoa; Chordata; Chondrichthyes; Lamniformes; Lamnidae. The transcript has 6 exons. Gene Ontology annotation, cellular component: transcription factor TFIIIC complex. Gene Ontology annotation, biological process: transcription by RNA polymerase III. The coding region runs from base 77 to 775 and encodes 232 amino acids. The record is from RefSeq and is a predicted model, not a curated record.